AUGAGCUCAUCUUCCUCUUCAACUCGUUCCAACUCACGAACCACAUUGGGAAUACCAACUCGGUGUUGGUGUAGGUCCAAGCUGACUACAUUCGGUGCUCAGACAAGGGAAAACCUUUACCGUCGUUUCUACAGAUGCCAAAUCGGCGUUAAGAGACAGGACGAGCACCACUUAUUUAAAUGGAUAGGCGAGGCAAUUAUCGACGAGAUUAAUAUGCUUGCUUCGAAACAGUGCCAGCUUCUAUCAGAGGUACAAUCUUUCAAGGACACAAUGACACAGUGUCUUGAAGAGAAUGGCAAACACAUCGACGAGGCCUUGGUCGAGCUGAGAAGCUUCAAUGAAACGCAAACAAAUGCAACAUAUGUUACUAAAUCGCACUCCCACCUUGUCAACAUUGCGGCUGCAGCCAUUGCGGUUGGGACCAUGGCUUGGCUGUAUGCUAAACUCAGCAACUAG
Messenger RNA from Brassica napus (rape), 456 nucleotides. RefSeq lists its product as uncharacterized. Bases 1 to 456 code for a protein of 151 amino acids. Gene Ontology annotation, molecular function: zinc ion binding. The transcript has 2 exons. NCBI's taxonomy places the organism in Eukaryota, Viridiplantae, Streptophyta, Magnoliopsida, Brassicales, Brassicaceae. The record is from RefSeq and is a predicted model, not a curated record.